GACAUCACGAGACUUUCUAUUGGGUAAAACCCUAAUAUCUCUUCUUUUUCCUUUCGCCUUCGUUCGGUUUCGUCUCUCUCAAUCUCUGUUAGUUUUGCCCUAAUUGCGAAAUCGCUGGUGAUGUGGUGUCGAGAAUCUUCUGUAUUUUGUUUCUCUGCACCUCCCAUACCCAGCUAGAUUGUACGCUAAUCUUAUCCCAUUCCCAGACGAUAACUUCGUUUAUCGUCUCUGUCAAGGCUGGGACAUUUUUUACCUGGAAUGUUGCAGAUUGUUGGCUGUUCUUAAAACCGAAAUGAUUUAUUCAUCGUAAAGUUGUGGUAUUCACAUCUAAGGUGCUUCCCACGUCGAUGGCUUUCGAAUUGGUUAACCAAGAAUUUCUGGGCUGAAAGAGAUUGACAUUUGUGGGGCUGCUUAAUACUUUAAAUCAGUUGUAACUAUGGACCUUCGGAACAUAUUACACUUGGAUUGGUGCAAUUUGGAGCUACUUAAACAAAGAUUAAUGGCAUCUUGUGAACAUAUGGACCUUAUGGAGGCAAGAAUUGAAGAUUUACUUGUGUGAACCUGAAGUUCUGUAGAUUUUAGAAGAUUUAGAGAUUGAAGCAGGUUGUGGUAGAGGUCUCUUCUCUGUAGCUUACAGAACACAUCAGUCUCCCAUAUAGCCUCCAUAUUCCCUUUCUUUCUUCUUCUUUCUUCAGAAUCGACUUGGAACAAAUCCGUCAUCUAUUGACUAAGCAUUAUAUUAUCCAAUAUCCCAUUUUUCAAACCAUUGACCAACAUUUUAUUUGUAUUUGUGAUGUGCGUUGGGUUUGACAAGAGCUUAGAGAUGAAAGGGAUGUUACUAAUAAUUAGUGAAUGUAUUGAUUCGAUGUUUUUAUCAACUUCUCCAUGGCAUUUUUUUAAAGGACAAUUUAACAGUUCUUUAUUUUUGGGAAAAGGCCAUUUGAACAAGUAUACAACAAUUUAACAAAAUUUUGAAGAAGUAUUUCAAUGGACAUGAGAUGGAGAAGUUCUGAUUGGUGUGAUUUAUUGAUCUGACUUUAGGCUGGAAAUGCUUGUCAUUACGUUUCUUAAUCUUCAUCACUCGGUGUAUAAUUCCAAAGAAAUCCAGAUUUCAUGGCAAGCCCGUUGAAUUGGAUGCCGCCACUCUGGCCUGUCCUGCAUGUGAUUUGUAGCCGACACCCUCAGAGUAUUAUUGUUAUUCCUUGGUACUUUUUAGUGAAAAGUUUGGAGACUAAAUCAAAUACUUGAUGUAUACACCGAAGGUUAUACGGCGAAAUGGUAUUAUUUACAUUGAAAAGGAAAAAAGAGAGAUUUAUCUUGGCGUUGAAUAAAGCUCUUCCACCUUUUCGAAUGAUUUGAUUGGAAAUAGACAAAUCUGUUUGUGGUGGCACACUACAGCUUGGAUUCAGGGUCCCAUGUGAUCUUAUUUCGCCCAAUCUAUUGACUCUGUCCCUUCCGAUCAUUGCCUGUAAUGUGCCUACUUAAACGCUUCCAAAUUCCACUUCCAUUGCACAACCCAUAACACAAUGGCGAAAUCUCUACUACCCCAUCUCUCCGUUUUCCUCUUCCUUUUCAUCACUGCAACUGCAUCGGCUUCAGACUGGAACAUUCUGAGCCAGAGGUCCAGAAAUGGCCUCAAAAUCAGCCUUAAAAACUACUGCGAAAGCUGGAGAUUGAACGUCGAGCUUCACAAUAUCCGAUUCUUCCAUGUGGUGCCUGAGGAAUGCGUUAGCUACAUUGGCAAAUACGUUACCUCCACUCAAUACAAAGUUGAUUCCGAGAGGACGAUCGAGGAGUGCAUUGUGUACCUUACCAAGGGCUGUGCCCUUAAAGGUGAUGGCACUGAUGCUUGGAUCUUCGACAUCGAUGAUACCCUCAUCUCCACUGUCCCCUAUUACAAGAAAAAUCAAUUUGGGGGGAAGAAAUUGAACCUGACGGAUUUGGAGGCGUGGAUGAGCAAGGCCAAAGCACCACUUUUGGAUCACUCAUUGAGGCUUUUCAAUAUGCUGAAAGCGAGAGGAGUGGACAUCAUUUUGAUAUCCGCGAGACGGGAAAAUCUCAGAUCUGCCACCAUUGAGAAUCUUGUUCAAGUGGGCUACCAUGGAUGGACCAAUCUCAUCUUAAGGAGCCCUGAAGAUGAGAAGAAGGAAGUGGAGCAAUACAAGACAGAUGUGAGAAGGCGAUUGGUGAAUGGAGGGUACAACAUUUGGGGGAAUGUGGGAAAUCAAUAUAGCAGCAUUGAAGGAAAGCCAAGGGGAAGAAGAACAUUCAAGCUUCCAAAUCCAAUGUAUUAUGUCUAUUAAGCACUUGCUUUUGGCUUUUUAAACCGUUUCUUUUGGUCGGGAAGGAUUGAUCUACACAGACAGAGGGAAGGAUGAGAGAGAGAUGUGACAUGUGUGAUGAAUAAGCUUAGCUUGCUAUUUACUUGUCUGUUAAAGCUGUAAUCUCGUAUUUGGAACUUGUUUUGAUCAUCUCUUAAUCAGAAAGAAGUCCUUGUGAUCA
Messenger RNA from Cucurbita pepo subsp. pepo (vegetable marrow), 2502 nucleotides. Its product is annotated as acid phosphatase 1. The record is from RefSeq and is a predicted model, not a curated record. Gene Ontology annotation, molecular function: acid phosphatase activity. NCBI's taxonomy places the organism in Eukaryota, Viridiplantae, Streptophyta, Magnoliopsida, Cucurbitales, Cucurbitaceae.